AUGGCGGAGCAGCCGCAGCCGCACGAGGAAGGCGGCGCGAGCCCCAAGCACGAGUCACUGAUGGAGAAGCUCGCCGACAAGCUCCACGUCGGCGGCGGCAAGGGCGACUCCUCCUCGUCCUCGGACUCCGACAACGACCAGCGGCCCCGCCCCUCGGCGCCGCCCGCGCCGCCCGCCGACGAGGUCAAGCAGCCCUCCUUCUCCGACUCCGCCGCCACGGCGGCCGCCGAGGCCAAGGUCAAGGUGUUCCGCCUCUUCGGCCGCGAGCAGCCCAUCCACAAGGCCCUCGGUGGAGGCAAACCUGCUGAUGUGUUCCUGUGGAGGAACAGGAACAUCUCUGCUGGAGUACUUGGUGGGGCCACAGCCAUCUGGAUCCUAUUUGAAUUGCUUGGCUACCAUCUUCUUACUUUCGUUUGCCAUGGUCUCAUAUUCUCUCUGGGUGUUCUCUUUCUGUGGUCUAACGCUUCAUCGUUUAUCCACAAGGCUCCCCCAAAGAUCCCAGAGGUGAUCAUUCCUGAAGAUUUAGUUGUCAACAUUGCGCUAUCCACUCGUUAUGAGAUCAACAGGGCCUUUGCCAAUCUCCGCCAGAUUGCUCUUGGCCGGGACAUAAAGAAGUUCCUAGUGGUUAUUGUUGGGUUUUGGUUGCUUUCUGUUCUUGGAAGCUGCUGCAACUUCUUGUCCUUGGUUUACAUUGUAUUUGUGGUGCUGCACACAGUACCUGUCCUGUAUGAGAAGUACGAGGAUCAGAUUGACUCGUAUGGCGAGAAAGGGUGGAUUGAAAUUAAGAAGCAGUAUGCCGUGUUUGAUGAGAAGGUUCUGAGCAAAGUACCAAGGGGUCCCGCGAAAGACAAGAAGCACUAG
Miscanthus lutarioriparius is the source of this 861-nucleotide messenger RNA. The record is from the annotation of a GenBank genome assembly. Lineage: Eukaryota; Viridiplantae; Streptophyta; Magnoliopsida; Poales; Poaceae.